UGGACGGAGCCCCCCGGAGCAAGAGGCGCUGUGUGCUGGAGCGCAAGCAGCCGUACAGUGGGGACGAGUGGUACUCAGGCCCUGACAGUGAUGAUGAGGAGAAAGCUGGAGUUACUGCUCAUAAUUGUAACGUUGUGGAAUCCGUGCUCUCGGGGACUGUUCAGCCAUCUCCUGGUUCGAAACCCCUGCCAACGGUCACAGACACUGCUCCUGCCAGCAUCACCCACAAUCCAGCGGGGGGACCCUGCCUGCGAACAGACACUAACAUUUCGAGGAAUCCCAGCAAACCACCCUCUCAGUUUGUGUACGUCUUCACCACUAACCUGGCCAACAUAGCUGCUGAGGCUGUGGCACAAGGCCGUGCGGAUUCCAUUGUCUCCUACCACACUCACAAUGUGCCUCGGACAAAACUAGAGCAAGUGUACGAUCAGAAGAAAGGAUCUGGACUCCAAGAGCAGCUGUCACUCAACACACCUCCAGCUCGCACUCCGCAACCUCAAACUCCGCACCAAAGCCUCCAACCUCCGAGCUCACUGCCUCAGGAGGGGGCAACUGGAGUGGACCCCCUGCACACGGACAUUGGACCCAAGUCGAUGGACAGUAAUGGUGGGGCUGGAACCCAAUUGGGGAACAGUCACCCCAAUGCUAGUAACCCAGCCGGCAACCCAAUGACGGGGGUUCCAGUUGGAGAUCCAGCCAGUGGAGGAACUGGAGAGGCCGGCAACCCAAAUGGAAAUGGAUCGCUGAUCAUGAACCUUAACCCUAACACCGAAGGGUUGUCCAAGGAGCAGUUGGAACACAGGGAGCGUUCCUUACAGACUCUAAGGGACAUUGAAAGGCUCUUGUUACGCAGCAGUGAGACUGAGUUUUCUAUGAAAGGCAACUGUGGCCCCAAUGGACAAGGGGAUGGACAGCAGGCCAUGAAAAAGCCGGAGGAACCUUUACAAUCCAUGAUCUCCCAGACCCAGUCUCUGACUGGAGUCGAAGGCCAGAAUAUGGAGCACGACCCCAUACAUCACCAGGAGAUAAUGCAACGUGACCCAAUGGGACAACAGGUCAACAUGAUGAUGAAUCAGAGUAACCAGGAGAACCUGACUCCAGAGCAGAUAGCCUGGAGGAAGCUCCAGGAAGAUUUUUAUGAGGAGAAGAGGAGGAAGCAAGAGCAAGCUGUGGUUCAGCAAAGGACUAUGCAAGAGAUAAUGAUGCAGAGACCAAUCGGGGGUGUGAUGGUCCGAGGGCCCCCACCUCCCUAUCACAGCAAGGCUGGAGAGCAGUGGCCAGCAACAAUGGGGGCCCGUUUCACCAGCCCCAUGGAGGGCUCUGAUUCUCUGCAGCCCCGUGGGACUGCCCCUUUCUCAGGCCCCCGCUUUCCCACCAACCAAAUGCAGAGGGUGGCUGGAUAUGGAGGAAUGCACAACAUGCCAGUGGAGGCUUUGGGAGGCGUUAAUCCAAUUCAGAGGCAGGUACGGCCCGGAAUGCCUUGGCCCGAUGACAUCUCUCCAAUGGUGGGAGCCGGGAACUUCCCACAGGGAGGUAUACCCUUUCACCCUGGCCAGGGAGACCCCGAGAGGUUCAUGAACCCGAGGGCCAGAGAAGAGCUGUUGAGGCAGCACUUGAUGGAAAAGAGAUCAGUGGGGAUGCAGCGCCCCCUCAGUCUGAACAACACCAACAGCAUGGCUGGAAUGUCCCAGGGGCUUGAGAUGGAGAGAAUGAUGCAGGCCCAGAGACAGAUGGAGCCCGGAAUGUUCCCUGGCCAAUUACCUGGAGACAAUGUAAGUGGAAACCCAAUGGGUUUAGACUUUGUUGGGUCAAGGGGCAUGUUGAGCCCUCCCUUGGGGCAGUCGGGACCCAUGCGCAAUAUGGACUCCUCCAUGGGUUCUGGGAAUGUCAAUAUGAACAUGAAUGUCAACAUGAACAUGAACAUGAAUCUCAAUGUCCAGAUGACCCCCCAGCAACAGAUGAUGAUGUCGCAGAAAAUGAGGGCACAGGAAAUGAUGUCACACCAAGUUUUGACUGCAGAAGAGAUGGCAAGAGUGAGGGCACCCAAUGGUAACAUGAUGCUGGGCGACCCUCAGAAAAUGGUGCCACAGUCACAAUUCCCAAAUCACGGACAACAGGGUUUUCCAGGUGGUCAAGGACAAUUUUCCAGUAUGUCUCAGGAAGUCAAUAACAUGGGGACUCCUGGGGAGAUGUUCAGUCCUGAGCAAGGCCCUAUUCCAGUAACCAGCAUGAGUAGUACAGCGAGGCUGAGCCAUAUGCAAAUGGCUCCAACUUCCAAUCAAUCAAGUAACCACGGUAACGUGGGCACAAUGCUUCCAGGGGCCCAAAGAGGACUCGGCCGAAGGCCCUCUGACCUCACCAUCAACAUCAGUCAGAUGAACUCUCCUGGAAUGGGUCACCUUAAAUCACCGACCAUGAGCCAGGUCCACUCACCUCUCGUCAGUUCACCAUCAGCCAAUCUUAAAUCUCCACAGACACCGUCUCAGUUGGCCAGCUUAAACUCCACCAACUCCUCGGCUCCCAUCAAGUCCCCCCAGGUCAUGAGCUCCUCGCUUCCUGUCCGCUCUCCAGCCAGCUCCCCCAACCGGCUCAAAUCACCGUCAAUGUCUGUCGCCUCUCCGGGAUGGAGCUCAUCUCCAAAGACCACCCUCCCGAGCCCCGUCAUCAGCCAGGGCAAGCAGGCCAUGGGUGUGAACUCUGCAGCUCCCAUGGGAAACAUGGAGCAAG
This is a messenger RNA of Rhincodon typus (whale shark), 2727 nucleotides long. Its product is annotated as B-cell CLL/lymphoma 9-like protein. Gene Ontology annotation, biological process: canonical Wnt signaling pathway; negative regulation of transforming growth factor beta receptor signaling pathway; positive regulation of transcription by RNA polymerase II. The record is from RefSeq and is a predicted model, not a curated record. Lineage: Eukaryota; Metazoa; Chordata; Chondrichthyes; Orectolobiformes; Rhincodontidae. The transcript is spliced from 4 exons. Gene Ontology annotation, cellular component: beta-catenin-TCF complex. Gene Ontology annotation, molecular function: transcription coactivator activity; beta-catenin binding. The annotation marks the transcript as partial.